AUGGACUCCAACAUUGUGUUCUCCCCCUCAUCGAUCUAUGUCGUUCUGAGCUUAAUUGCUGCAGGUUCUAAUGGUCCAACCCUUGACCAGAUGCUUUCUUUUCUGAGGUCGAAGGGAAAUGGACAGCUCAAUUCGUUUGCUUCUGAGAUCAUUAUUCUGGUCUUGACCGAUGGUAGCCAGAGUGGGGGACCCCGUUUGUGCUUUGUAAAUGGUGUCUGGGUGGACAAGUCUUUCCCUUUGAAGCCUUCUUUCAAACAGAUUGUAGAUAAUGUUUACAAGGCAGAGUCGAUGGAAGUUGAUUUUGAGACAAAGGCCGAUGAAGUGAAUUCAUGGGCUGAAAAGGAGACAAAUGGUCUUAUCAAAGAGGUUCUUCCUCCAGGGUCAGUUGAGUGGUUGACCAGACUAAUAUUUGCAAAUGCACUCUAUUUUAAGGGAACCUGGAAUGAGAAGUUUGAUUCAUGGAAAACCACUAACUAUAGCUUCUACCUUUUAGAUGGAAGUUCAGUUCCUGCCCUCUUCAUGACCAGCGAGAAAAAGCAAUAUGUUGAGGCUUAUGAUGGUUUCAAAGUCCUCAGGCUUCCUUAUAACAAAGGGGAAGAUAACAGGUGUUUCUCCAUGUACUUAUUUCUACCAAACACAAAAGAUGGGCUUCCAGCUUUGGUAGAGAAAGUUGGUUCGGAACUUGGGUUCUUAGAUCGAUAUCUCCCAUCUGAAGCAGUCCAAGUGGGAGUUUUUAGGAUUCCAAGAUUCGAGAUUUCAUUUGAGUUUGAAUCAUCCAAAGUUCUAAAAUAUUUAGGACUGGUGUUGCCCUUCUUGUCUGGUGGUUUCACAAAGAUGGUGGAUUCACCACGAGCCUCGGAGCUCUCUGUCUCCAAAAAUAUACCAGAAGUCCUUUAUUAAUGUCAACGAGGAAGGUACUGAAGUUGCUGAUGCU
Telopea speciosissima is the source of this 934-nucleotide messenger RNA. Its product is annotated as serpin-ZX-like. The transcript is spliced from 2 exons. Lineage: Eukaryota; Viridiplantae; Streptophyta; Magnoliopsida; Proteales; Proteaceae. Gene Ontology annotation, molecular function: serine-type endopeptidase inhibitor activity. The coding region runs from base 1 to 900 and encodes 299 amino acids. The record is from RefSeq and is a predicted model, not a curated record.